UCCAAUGUUGAUGGAAUUCCGUUAACGAAUGAGGAUAUUCGUGAGGAAAUUGAUACAUUUACGUUUGAGGGACAUGACACAACAACAUCGGCAAUUUGUUUCGCAUUAUUCGAAAUAUCUCGACACCCUCAGGUGCAGGAAAAAAUUUUGACUGAAGUUAAUGAUGUUAUAAAUUUUAGUAGUAGCAAUCCUAUUAAAAUCCAAGAUCUUAACAAAUUAAAGUAUACUGAAUAUGUUAUUAAGGAGACAUUACGUUUGUAUCCAUCAGUGCCUAUUAUUGGAAGAAAAAUUAUGUCGGACUUUAAGUAUUCUCAUUCAAAGAUUGGUGAUGGUGUGUUACCAGCGACUACAGAGGUUUACGUUGACUUUUUUAAUACAAUGCGUGAUCCGGAUAAUUAUGAGAAUCCAGAAGAGUUUAUACCUGAACGAUUUGAGAACAUGAAAAUGGAAUCUGCAUUUGUUUAUUUGCCUUUUAGUGCUGGACCCAGAAACUGUAUUGGACAAAAGUUCGCAAUGUUGGAAAUGAAAAUGAUUUUGGCAAAAGUUGUAUCAACUUUUGAGUUACUACCAAGUAAGGAAAGUAUCCAAAUUGAAUAUGCAGUCAUACUUCGUUCAUAUAAUGGUUUUCCAGUAAUCAUGAAAAAAAGAAAAGUCUACUAACAUAAUUUAAUUGUGUUUAGGAAUUAAGAAUUUAA
This is a messenger RNA of Teleopsis dalmanni, 695 nucleotides long. RefSeq names its product cytochrome P450 4d8-like. The record is from RefSeq and is a predicted model, not a curated record. The annotation marks the transcript as partial. Gene Ontology annotation, molecular function: heme binding; iron ion binding; monooxygenase activity. The transcript is spliced from 2 exons. Lineage: Eukaryota; Metazoa; Arthropoda; Insecta; Diptera; Diopsidae.